Molecule: messenger RNA, 3950 nt
Organism: Salvia hispanica
Lineage: Eukaryota; Viridiplantae; Streptophyta; Magnoliopsida; Lamiales; Lamiaceae
Source: RefSeq, a predicted model, not a curated record
ACAAGAUUAUUCUCAAACUCAAACUUAAUUCCUGAUCCUAGUGGAGUGGUUGCAUAUAAGUGCCAACGAAAAGAAAAACAAAGAAAACAAGGUAACAGCAGUUCCAAGACCCAAGUCCAUAGUCAUGCAACGACGGACAGAGGGAUUAUAGAUUUUGUAGCGGCAAAUCAUAGAUUCCAAAUUUAAAAACAACCACCACCACCGCCAUACCUCGAAACAUGGACUACAAGCAGAGGCUGAUUUCGGCUGCGAAAUGCGUCUACGACGGCGAUUUUCGCGCUGCUGGAGAAGCGCCUAUUGAUUCCUUGGAUUAUGGAAUCCAAGCUUCACUCAAACCGCACCAAGUCGAAGGCGUGUCCUGGCUCAUCCGCCGCUACCACCUCGGCGUCAACGCCAUACUUGGAGACGAGAUGGGACUGGGGAAAACGCUGCAGGCUGUAUCACUUUUGAGUUACCUGAAAGUAUUCCUGAAAAUUUCUGGGACAUUCUUGGUCUUGUGCCCUCUCAGUGUAACUGAUGGUUGGGUCUCAGAAGUGGCGAAUUUCGCACCAAAGUUGAGAUUGCUUCGUUAUGUUGGGGAAAAAGAACAUAGACGCAAAUUGCGAAGGGAAAUGAGUGAAUAUGUAAAAGAAAGUCUAUUCUCAUCUCGCGUUCCAUCAUUUCCGUUUGAUGUGCUGUUGACAACUUAUGACAUAGCAUUGAUUGAUCAGGACUUUCUGUCCCAAUUCCCUUGGCAUUAUGCAAUAAUUGAUGAAGCACAGAGACUUAAAAACCAUUCCAGUGUCUUAUAUACUGUUUUGAGAGCACGAUUCGUCAUGCCAAGAAAAUUGCUUCUCACUGGAACACCAGUUCAAAACAAUCUUACUGAACUUUGGGCUCUGAUGCACUUCUGUAUGCCAUUGAUCUUUGGAACACUGGAGCAGUUUCAUUCUGAUUUCAAGGAAGCUGGAGAUCCUUCAUCAGGUCAAGGUGCACAAAAAGUGAAGGAACCGUUUAAGAUCUUAAAGUAUGUGCUGGGUGCAUUUAUGCUUCGAAGGACCAAAUCUACACUUAUGGAGUCUGGCACUCUGCUACUGCCUCCUGUUACUGAAAUAACUGUGAUGGCACCUUUGUCUCCACUGCAGAAAAAAGUUUAUAUGUCAAUAAUCAGAAAGGAACUUCCAAAGCUGCUUGCACUUGCUUCUAAAGGAACAAAUGCUCCAUCUUUGCAAAAUAUUGUAAUUCAGCUCCGGAAAGCAUGUAGCCACCCAUAUCUUUUCCCGGGUAUUGAGCCUGAACCAUAUCAGGAGGGUGAGCACCUGGUUCAGGCUAGUGGCAAACUUCUAAUUUUAGAUCAGCUACUUAGGAAGUUGCAUGAUGCUGGGCAUCGCGUUCUAUUGUUUGCCCAAAUGACUCAUACUCUUGACAUAUUGCAGGAUUUCUUAGAAAUGAGAAAAUAUACCUAUGAGCGUCUUGAUGGUUCAAUUCGAGCAGAAGAGCGAUUUGCUGCAAUUAGAAAUUUCAGCAUAAAAUCAAGUGCUAAUAUUAACUCUUGUGAGAGCACACCAUAUAUCUUUUUGAUAUCCACACGAGCUGGGGGAGUGGGACUAAAUCUUGUGGCUGCUGAUACAGUCAUAUUUUACGAGCAAGAUUGGAAUCCCCAAGUGGAUAAGCAGGCUUUGCAGCGUGCACAUAGAAUUGGCCAGAGUAAUCAUGUGCUAUCUAUUAAUUUGGUUACUGGGCGUACAGUUGAGGAGGUUAUUGUGAAUAGAGCAAGAAGGAAGCUACAACUCAGUCAUAAUGUUAUAGGAGAUGAAAUACUGGAUUGUGAGGGAAGUAAUGGAGGAACUGAAGCUGGUGAUUUGAAAUCUGUGAUAUUUGGUUUGCAUAUCUUUGAUCCCAUGGAGAUGAAUGUAGAUAAAUCAGAUAACCAAUUAAAUAAGAGCGAACUAGCUGUUUUAGCUGAUAAGGUCAUUGUGUCCCGCCAUGAGUUACAAUCAGAUGUGAGGGAUAGGAAGCUAGAGAUCAAUUCAAUGGAUCAGGCGAGUGAUCAAAAUUUAAUGAAGCAAGAUGCUUCUGAGUCUAUUGACUUUAAUCCAGACCUCGAUGAAGCUUCAUACAUGGCAUGGGUCGAGAAGUUUAAGCAAGCAUCUCCAGAACAAGACAGUGACAUACUGGAAUCAGGAAAUAAGAGAUGCUUACCUGAUGAGAAGCAUCUUAAAGCGGAAGCUGCUCGAAGGAAGGCAGAGGAGAAAAAAAUGUCCAAAUGGGAAACACUAGGAUAUCACUCACUUGCUGUCAGCAAUCAUGUCAGUCCAGUCAAUCAGGAUGCGGUGUCAGAUGCUGGCUCAGUUCAUUUUGUUUAUGGAGACUGCACAACUGCUGCAGCAGUUACCCCUUCCGAGUCCACAAUUAUAUUCAGUUGUGUUGAUGAUUCUGGAAAUUGGGGGCAUGGGGGUCUGUUUGAUGCACUGGCUAGGCUGUCAGCAUCUGUUCCCAAUGCGUAUCAGCGGGCUUCAGAAUUUGGAGAUCUCCAUCUGGGUGAUUUACAUCUCAUAGAAGUUACUGAGGACCACGGUGACCAGAGUACUAGUACUGAUCCACGUCAAUGGGUCGGUUUAGCUGUUGUGCAAUCAUAUAAUCUGAGGCGUAAGGUCCCUCGUGGUGAUAUCUCUACGGCUGAUUUGGAAGUUUGCCUUGCAAAAGCAUCGUUUUCAGCCGCUCAAUAUUCAGCUUCAAUCCACAUGCCCCGGAUUAAUUAUCAGCAUGGUACAGAUCGCUCAGAAUGGUAUACUGUUGAGCGCCUGCUACGAAAAUAUGCAGCAAUGUAUGGCAUAAAUAUUUAUGUAUAUUAUUAUCGGCGUGCAGCAUGAAGCAUCCUAUAUCAGGGUGCUAUGAUCACCUGGAAAAUGUUAGACCUAAACUGAUGCUUACGCAGUGCAGCUGUAAAUUUUGCUUUGAUGGAUUAUGAUGCUACAAAACUACGAUGGUCUUGUAAAGAAUGUAAUAUUUGUAGCAUAUUAUAAUAACUAAACAUAUUCCAAAGUCUUGCAAUCCAACAUAAGCAUGCACAUAAACACCGAGAUACACAACAAGCAGGCAUUAAACACAUUGUUCUUCUGCUGGAAUACUAUGUGCUCUCAGGCGAGAGUUGCAUCACUGAGGUAGAUCCUUAUAUGUGAAGUAAUCAAGGUAUGAAUAUUAUGUGAUUUUGCGACUUCGGAAGGCUACCAUAUGCUUGCUUGAGUGGUUUAACGUUGUGUUACUUUCUUGUUAACGUGUGUUUUGACAAUAGGGGAUAACUAUUUUGGGACAAAUGGAGUACUUACAAAGAAAAUCAUAAAUUUGUACUCCCUACGUUUCACCACAAGAGUCUGAUUUCUGCUUUUUGGUUGUCCCACUACAAGUGAUUGAUUUCCACUCUUAGCUAUCUCUUAUUUUACCCUCUUUCAUACUUAACUCUCUCUUUAUCUUUCUUACUUUAUCCCCUCUCCUACUUUAUCAUUUUCUUAAGUCAUGUGCAGAAAAGAAAUCAAUCACAUGCGGUGGCACGAAGGGAGUAUAUCUUCUGACUUGUAGAUCAUUUAGUAUGAUUGGCAUAAACAGUGUCAACAAUCACUCUAGUUGAUUGUACUAAUGUUCUUUUGGCUGCUGUUGAAGGGCUUUCAGAUCAGAGACAGAGACUUGCAGAAGAUAGAGCCCAUAAUGCUACUGCUUUAGAAAGCACUUAAAGAAAACUGCUAGAUGUGAGAAAAACCUCUCAACUACUAAUGGUAAUAGUAGAAGAAGCACAGGCCCAAGUCGAUAGGAGUCGAGUGUUUCGUUCUGAGAUACAGAUAGAACUAGAGAAAGAAAGGUGUUCAGGGUUAAUAUAGAUCUUAUUUCAGUUUACAUAGGAAAACUAUUUACUUACUUCUUGAGGCUAUAUCUUUUUAUUAGGUUUUUGAGAAAAAAAAAAGGGUAGAGGAAGA